This is a messenger RNA of Amoebophrya sp. A25, 1164 nucleotides long. NCBI's taxonomy places the organism in Eukaryota, Dinophyceae, Syndiniales, Amoebophryaceae. The record is from the annotation of a GenBank genome assembly.
AAGGAAAGAAGCAGGAUGGCGAAUCGGAACAGCGUGGAGGGAGAGGUAGAAACUAUUCGUAAAAUCCGAUUCUUGCAUUGCCGCCGUUCUUCUAGUCGGUGGCAUCAUGUGAAAUGAGUGUGUGAGAGCGGCUAGAAUUGACUGCAGUCGUACAUGUAGUUGAAUCCGAAUCCUAAGUAAGCAUAUUACGACCACAAUUCACAUUGUUCUUUUACCAAAAUACAAGGUGAAGCUGAAGCUAGUACUACUAUAUACAGAGUAGCUUAUAGCACGCAUGGUGCAUGGAGUAGCAUGGAGUGCAUGGAGCGCAGAGCUUUAAGGGGCGCAAGAAGCUCCCCCUUUAGCUCCAUGCUACUCCAUGUGAUCCAUGCACUCCAUGCCAUGCGUGCUGUGAAACCUUAUAAAUUGCUCUGCGUAUAAUCGACACAUUGUUCACCUACUAGGCGCUCCUGCACUUGCCAGCAAGGCGGCGGUCGCUGCAAAUGCUAAAGUUGAGACUGCCGUGAGGGCUUCGACCAGUAGUUUCCAGCCUGCGACUGCGAGGACAAUCAACCUUGUAUCAUCUCCCAAUGGUCAGUCUUGUCAAUUACAGGAAUUACAUGGGAGCGCAAUUGGUAUCAAAAAGGCCGAUACCAAGCGGGCAUCUUCACUUGCUUCCGUUGGCGCAGAGUCUGGUCCCGCGCGAAGUGCGGAACCGGAAAUCGAGGAAGGUGACUGGGUACGAGUCACCAAGAAGAAGCAUCCAUUGGCCAAUAUGGACGCCGGGUACGUUGUCGAAGUGCGCCGUGAGCAGAAGAAAAACAAGAAGGGGACAGUCGUCAAAACUGUGCCUGUCGAGUACGUAAGAAAAAUUUACUGCAUUCAUUCUUAGUAUUCGUCUUGUUCAUCUUCAGGAUCAGAAUCAGAUAUAGUACCUUUGCUUGUAGUACCUUAACGUUAACCUUACACUUACAGUCUGUGUCUCCUGCUAGAGUGAAAAACUAGAAUAUUGAUCUUCAGUCAUGUACAGGUUGUUAUCGUUCCGAACAUUUUGGCCCUGCAAAGUAGCGCAAUGGCAGGCGCAGGCCUACGAAAGUACAAAGAGCACACGUUGGAUCCCAAGAUUGUGGUUCGAACAACGGCAAACGAACUGAUCGAAGAAAAGCUGUACCAUUGUCUCGGCCU